Molecule: messenger RNA, 6115 nt
Organism: Castor canadensis (American beaver)
Lineage: Eukaryota; Metazoa; Chordata; Mammalia; Rodentia; Castoridae
Source: RefSeq, a predicted model, not a curated record
GAUUGGGGAAAUGUUAGAGAAUUCAUUUGGUAAAGUAAAUAGCUACAAAGACCACUUUGGAAAGUCAAUGCCAACUGCCAUGGAAUGUGAAGUACAUGAAACAAUUGCAGAUAUUUCUGAAGAAGAUAGUUUCUCAUUAUGUUCUAAGUAUAGAAAAGAAAAUCCACAAAAGAUAAGAAUGGACAAGAUUAGGAAAAAAAUUUUUCGUGAAACAGGAACUGAUGAAUUCAGUGAAGAAGCUAAUAAACAAGUUAAAGAAAAUAAACAUUCAUUUGCAUCUGAAAUGGAACCGAAUGAUAGUGAUCCUUUAAGAAAUCAGAAGAAAAUUGCUGAGGAAGUUAUGCCAUCUUCAGACUGUGAAUGGUCUCAACUAACCCUCUCAGGUUUGACUGGAACCCAGAUAGAAAAAAUACCUCUACUACGUAUUUCUUCUUGUGACCAAAAUUAUUCUGAAAAGGACUUAGUAGACACUGAAAAAGAAUGUACCAACUCUAUUACUUUAGAAAAUUCUUUGCCACAUAUUUCUAGCCUGCCAAAGUCAGGAAAGACGUCAAAUGAGGAAACACUGGUAGAUGAGGGAGAUGAAGGGCAGCAUCAUGAAUCUAAUGAAGACUCCGUUCUUGCACUGGAGCAGACAAUAUCUGGAACUUCUCAAGUAGCGUCUUCAUUUCACAGUAUCAAAAAGUUUCUAUUCAGGAUGAGGGAACCAUCUGAAACUUCUGGUACAGUUUCCUUAGAUCAUGUGACUGAUCCAAACUUGAAAGAAGAAACUGAAGCCUCUGAAAGUGGAUUGGAAGUAUAUGCUGUUUCCUCACAGAAAGAGGAUUCUUUAUGCCCUACUUCAGCUGAUAAUGGAAGCUGGCCAGCCACUAUCAAACAUACUUCCGUAACUUCGAAGAAUACAGGUUUAAUAUCCACUUUGAAAAAGAGAAGAAAAAAGUUUAUUUAUGCUAUAAAUGAUGAAACAUCUUCUCAAGGAAGAAAAAUACAGAAAGACCAAAAAUCAGAACCAACUAACCAUUCAGCCCACUUUGAAACAAAUGCUUUUGAAGCACCACUUACAUUUAUAAAUGCAGAUUCAGGUUUAUUGCAUUCUUCUGUCAAAAGAAACUGUUUACAAAAUGAUGCUGAAGAACCAACUUUGUCCAUAACCAACUCUUUUGGGACCAUUCUGAGGAAAUGUUCCAAUAGUGAAAGUAGUUAUGCUAAUGUAAUAAUACCUCAGGAUUUUAAUUAUGAAGAUGCAAAAAUUAAUAAAGAAAAACUACAAUCACUUAUAACCGUAAAAACUGAUUUUCUGUCAUGCCUACAGGAAAGACAAUAUGAAGAUCCAAAAAGCCCACAAGUCUCAGAUGUAAAAGAAAAGAUCUUGGUUGCAUCAUGUUGCUCUGAAGCACAACAUUUAAAAGUGGAGCAUAGCAGUGUUCAUUCUGAAUCACAAAAAAUCUUUUUAGAUGAUCAUGAUAAUACCAGGAUUCUUAUGUUAUCUCCUAGCUCCAAAUAUCCUCCGUCAAAUUCAGCUGUGAUUUGUAGAGGAAAAGAAUCAUAUAAAAUGUCAAAGAAAUUAAAAUUUAAGAAUGGCAAAGCUGGUGUUAAAUUAACCAAAAACAUUCCCUUGGAAAAAAUUCAAGAAGUAUGUGUUUUAAAUGAGAAUUCUAAAAAAACUGAGCUUUUGCCACCUGAAAAACACAUAACAGCAGCAUCACCGUCAAUGAAGUUGCAGUUCAUCCAAAAUUCAAAUCCAAUAGCAAUCCAAAAAGACCAAGAAGUAACUACUCUAAUUUCAAAAAUAGCUGAAGAACUUUUUCCAGACAAUGAGAAUCAUUUUGUGUUUCAAACAACUAAAGAAAGGAAUAAUCCCGUUUUAGGAAAUACUAAGGAAUCUCAUGAAGCAGGCCUCAGUUGUGUAGAAGCUACCAUGGCACUAGAUACACACGAUGAACAAGAAGCUCAACUGUUGAUUACAGAAGAUUUUGACUCAUCAGAUGUAGUCCACGAUCUUAUAAAAGAGAACAGAAAUAGUGUAAAGCAGAAUCUAAAAUUAACUACAAGUCAGGAUUUAAACGCGGAUACCUCUUUGGAUGCGAAGUCAAACAGAAAUAAUGAUUAUGCAAACAAAUGGUCAGUGCUUUUAGAUACAGUUUCAAAUUGCAGUUUUGGAGGUAGCUUCAGAACAGCUUCCAAUAAAGAAAUAAAACUCUCUGAACAUAAUAUUAAGAAAAGCAAAAUGCUCUUCAAAGAUAUUGAAGAACAAUAUCCUAUUAAUUUAGCUUGUUUUGAAAUUAUAAAUACCUCAUCGUUAGAUAAUCCAAAGAAACUCAGCAAACUUGAUUCGCAGUCAGUUAAUACUGUAUCUCCAUGUGUGCACAAUAGCACAUUUAUUUCUGAUCAUGAAAAUUACAGAACCCCUCAGAUGUCAUCUUUAAAGCAGAAUUUUAAUUCAAGCCAUAAUUUAACACCUAGCCAAAAGGCCGAAAUUACAGAACUUUCUACUAUAUUAGAAGAGUCAGGAAGUCAGUUUGAAUUUACACAGUUUAGAAAGCCAAGCCAGAUCAUACAGAAAAAUACAUUUGAAGUGCCUGGAAACCAGAAAGUUAUCUUAAAUACCACUUCUGAAAAAUGGAAAGACAUUAAUCUUCACCUCACAAGAAGUGAUGCCUCAUCUAUAGGUCAGGUAGGUAGCAGAGAGAAAUUUGAAGAUGCAGUUGGAGUUAAACAAAAGUUUGCUUGCUUGUUCAAAAAGAAGUGUAACAAAACUACAUCUGAAAAUGAAGUGGAGUUUGCAGGCUUUUAUUCUGCUCUUGGCACAAAACUGAAUGUUUCUACUGAAGCUCUGCAAAAAGCUGUGAAACUGUUCAGGGACAUUGAGAAUAUUAGUGAGGAGACUUAUGCAGAAGUAGAUACAAGAAGUUUUUCUUCAAGUAAAUGUCAUUCUGUUUCAAUGCAUAAGAUAAAAUAUCAAAACACUAGUAAAAAUUUAAAUGAGAAAAAUAAUGAAUGCCAACUAAUAUUACAAAAUAAUAUUGAAAUUACUUCUGGUUGUUUUGGUGAAGAAAAUCCUGAAAAGUACAUGGAAAAUACAGAAAGUGAAGAUAAGAAAUGUCCUGAUGUCAGAAGAGAGAUUUGUAUAUCAGAAGAAUCUGAUAGCAGUGAUUCAAGUAAAAAUGAUACAGUUUAUAACAAUGAAAGUUACUUGUCAUAUACUGAUAUGCAUAAUAUGUAUCUUAAAUCAUCUAGCCAGUUUAUAAAGCAGAGAAGCACACAACUUAAAGAAAGUUUGUCAGAUUUAACUUGUUUGGAAGUUGUGAAAGAUGAAGAAACAUGUCAUAUUGAUUCUUCCAAUAAAGAACAGUUAACUAUAGGUGAAAUGGAGCAAAACAUUAAAAAUUUUGGUACAUUCUUUCAGACUGCAAGUGGAAAAAAUAAUAGUGUCUCCAUUGAGUCAUUUAGUAAAGUUAUAAAUUUCUUUGAUAAAAAACCGGAAGAGCCAAGUGACUUUUCAGAUUCCAUUAAUUCUAAAUUACUAUCUGGUGUAAUAAAGAACAAAAUAGACUUUUCAAGUCAUGAGCAAACAGACUUGGUUAAAAACAAAAUAUUGGAAGAACAUAUCCCAAUUGGUAUUGAAAAUCAAUUACUGACUAUCCAGCAACAACCCAAAUGUGAAAUAAGAAAGAGUAAAGAAACUACUCUAUUGAGUUUUCAUACAGCUAGUGGGAAGAAAGUAAAAAUUGCCAAGGAAUCUUUGGACAAAGUGAAAAAUCUUUUUGUUGAGAAAGAACAUGUUAGUAAAAUCACCAACUUUAGUUUUCAAGGGACAAAGACCCUAAAGGACAGAGAGGACUAUAGAGAAGGUCUUGAAUUACUGUGUGAGAGAAUUGAAAUAACUGUCCCAAAGUAUAAAGAAAUGAAAAACUCAGAUGAUAAUGAGAAAAAUUUUGUUUAUAGGGAUACUGAGGUGCAACCCAGGUUAAGUGAUAAUUUAUAUAGACAAACUGAAAAUCUCAAAACAUCAAACAGUAUCUUGAAGUUUAAAGUACAUGAAAAUUUAGAGAAAGAAAUAGCAAAAAGUUCUACAGCUUGUUGCAUAAAUCAGUCCCCUUAUUCAGCCAUUGGAGAUUCAGCUUUAGGAUUUUACACAGGACAUGGUAGAAAAAUUUCUGUGAGUCAGGCUUCAUUUGCUAAAGCAAAACAAUUGUUUACAGAAGAAUUAGAUAAUAAACCAGAGAACAAUACCACCAAGGUUGUUUGUAUAAAGGAAUAUCCUGAGGAUUGUGUACAAAAUCUUUCAUAUGAAAAUAGUUCAAAUAGUAUCAUAACUGAAAAUGACAAAACUCAUCUUUCUGAAAAGCAAAAUUCGACUUAUUUAAGUAACCAUAACAUGUGUAACAGCUACUCAUACCAUUUUGAUUUUUGUCAUUCCAAUGAUGUAUAUGAUGAUUCAGGGUAUUUCUCAAAAAAUAAAAUUGAUUCUGGCAUUGAGGCAGUCAUGGAGAAGGUCGAUGACAAAAACACUAGUAUUUCUGAAGUAUCUACUGUGAGAGAAGCAAGUACAUACCCACAAACUGUAAAUGAAGAUAUUUGUGUUCAGAAACUUGUGACUAACUCUUCAUUACACAAAAAUACAGCCAUUGACUUGGGCAUACCUGAUUCAAAUAAUUUUGAGAUAGGGUCACCUGCAUUCAGUAUAACCAGAUAUUCACAUGAAACAAAAAAAGUGGAAGAGACAUUGACAGGCAACUGCAAUAAGGUAAUCAAGCAAAGUGCUAAGAGUAAAUCAGGUACUUGUCAGACAAUUGUGGCAGGUGAAGUAUUGGAUAAUUCAGAGGAUAUUGAUAUCCCUAACUCUGAUGAUGAAGAAUGUACAGAUUCACAUAAGGUUCUUGCUGACAUUCAAAGUAAACAAAUUUUGCAGCAUAACCAAAGUACAUCUGGACGGGAGAAAGAUUCUGAAAUACCACUUUGUCAUGUUGGUUUGAAAACAUCUGAUAAACGUAAAUUUAAUAUAGGGGACUUUCCCCAGUCAAUCUCAUCUACAAAUGCUUAUGGGAUUUUUAGCACAGCAAGUGGAAAAUCUGUCCAAGUAUCAGAUGCUUCAUUACGAAAGGCAAGACAGGUGUUUUCUGAGAUAGAAGAUAGUGCUAAGCAGCGCUCUUCCGCAGUAUCACUUAAUAAUGAGCAUUCCAAGCAGUUCACAAGAGAAGAAAAUACUAUGGUGCAUACCCCUCAGAAUGUACUGUCACCCCAAAAAACCUUUUCAUAUAAUGUAAAUUCAUCUGCUUUCUUUGGAUUUAAUACAGCAAGUGGAAAACAGGUUACAAUUUCAGAAAGUGCCUUACACAAAGUUAAGGGAAUGUUUGAGGAAUUUGACUCAAUCAAAGCUGGACAUACUCAUCAGCAUUCACCUACAUCCAGACAAGAUGUAUCAAAAAUACUUACUUGUGGUGAUGAGAAAGCUCCAGAACGCUCUGUAAACUCUAAAAUCCAAAAGGUGUACAAUCAUGAAUUUAAAUUGUCAGCUAACUCUAGUAUUGAAAGUGGUUCUUCAGAAGAUAAUCACUCUAAAAUUUCUCCAUGUCUGUCUCAGUUUAAGCAAGACCAACAGUUGACACUAGGAAACAAAGUGUCACUUGUUGAGAACACUGCUGUUUUGGGAAAAGAACAAGCUUUACCUAAAAACAUGAAAAUUGGUAAAACUGAAACUUUUUCUCAUGUUCCUAUGAAAACAAAUGCAGAAGUAUGUUCUGCUUACUCCAGAGAUCCAGAAAACUGUUUUGAAAUAGAAGCAGUGGAGAUUGCCAAAGCUUUUAUGGAAGAUGGCGAGCUGACAGAUCCUGAACAACCAACUCAUGCCAAACACUCAUUGUUUGCAUACCCAAAAAAUGAGGAAAUGGUUUUGCUAAAUUCAAGAAAUAGGAAAAAAAGAGGAGUUGCCCUUGAUUCAAUUGGAGAACCACCAAUCAAAAGGAGCUUGUUAAAUGAAUUUGACAAAAUAAUAGAAAAUAAAGAAAAAUCCUUAAAGGCUUCAAAAAGCACUCCAGAUGGCAUAAUAAAAGAUAGAAGAUUGUUCAUGCAUCAUGUUUCUUUAGAGCCAGUUACCUGUGGACCCUUUAGGUAA